This is a messenger RNA of Ascochyta rabiei, 1113 nucleotides long. RefSeq lists its product as uncharacterized. Lineage: Eukaryota; Fungi; Ascomycota; Dothideomycetes; Pleosporales; Didymellaceae. Bases 1 to 1113 code for a protein of 370 amino acids. The transcript has a single exon. The record is from RefSeq and is a predicted model, not a curated record.
AUGGCCAUCGCACCUGGUCAGCUCCCGGAUGAGCUCGUCAACCUUCUGGCUCUGCACUCGUCCUUCCUUACCGCGCUAUCACUCCACUACGCACACAAUGGCACCUCUACGCCUGCCGACAUUCGAGAUCUCACGGCGUCCGUCACACUGGUCUGGAGACAGCGCAAAGUCACAUGCGAUGACAUCCGCCUCAUCAUGGGCGUUCUCAACUACGGUCCCUCAGGCUUGAACAACCCCUACCACCUUUCAGACUACGGCCGCGGCAAGAUUGUACUGGAGAUCAGAGAAAAUAGUUCUAUGCUCGAUGGCAUGAUUGGUGUAAAUGAACAGGCGUUGACAGGCAUGUUCAAGGAGGGUCUGGAUAGCUUGUGGUCGCAGUGGUGCAUCUCACAAAAGAUGGCUACUCGACCGAUUGCGACACCAAAGAGGGGACGCGGACGACCGAAGAAGGCCGACGCCAAGCAAGCACGCCUCGAAACAUUCCUCGACGAUAUCUCCAUGUCCAAGUUUCUCGCCCAGCUCCCUCUUGCUGACGUCGAAGCAUGCGCAUCGCUCAACGCCAUUGCACCACUGCAAGAGAAAGGUCGCAAGAGAAUGAGGGAAUUCAAAGAAAGCGUAGAGCACGGUCGCACGCAGAAGAAGAGACAGGUCUCUGGCAAGGAGAACGAGUCCAUCCUCACACAGGGAGCCGAACCUGCACAAGCAAAGAUUACCGAGUUUGCUGCAGUUCGUAAAACCAACCUCCUGGAUCGCAUCCUCGCAAAACAAGAAGCGGCCAAAUGCGGGCCUACCGCCCCGACCGCUGCCGAGCUCCAACGAAGAGCAGCGCUCCAGCGCUCCGAGGAAGUGCUCGGCGUGCUCUCCCUCUUGUGCGCAAGCCGACCAGGAAUGCGCGUUUCCUUCUCCACAACUACGGUCCUGCAGCAACUACGGGGGUCCAUACGGUCUCCCAUCUCGAAAGAAGAGGCCAUGAAGUGUAUCGAAGUGAUAGCGAACGAAGUUGCGCCAGGCUAUGUCUCAAUGGUCAACAUAGGUGCUAUUUCUAGCGUUGUUGUCAUGCCUGCGAUGAGGCCUUUGGACGUGAAGAGCCGCCUUACCGCGCUAGGUGUGUAG